AUGGCGAUGACGUUGACAAGCGAAGCCCAAGUCGCCGAAUGGAGUGAUGGGCUUAUCCAACAGCACAAAGUUGUUGUGUUUUCCAAGAGCCAUUGCCCCUAUUGCCGAAGAGCGAUCGAGGUGCUUCAGUCUGUCAAAGCGAAAGACGUGCAUGUCGAGCAAAUUGAAGAUAGCCCUUACAUGGAUGCCAUCCAAGACUAUAUGAAGCAGAAGACGGGAGCCCGCUCAGUCCCUCGCGUUUUCAUCGGGGGUGAGUUUCUGGGAGGCGGAGAUGACACGGCGCGUGCCAAGGCUGAUGGCACCCUCGUAGAGAAGCUUCGAGCAGCUGGAGCUCUGUAA
Messenger RNA from Neospora caninum, 339 nucleotides. RefSeq lists its product as hypothetical. Bases 1 to 339 code for a protein of 112 amino acids. The transcript has 4 exons. The record is from RefSeq and is a predicted model, not a curated record. Lineage: Eukaryota; Apicomplexa; Conoidasida; Eucoccidiorida; Sarcocystidae.